AUUGUGGCUCAACCUCCCCACAUGUUAACUGUCCAGAAUGGAGGUUUGUCAAGCUAUUUAUAAGAAACUCGACACGAAUUAUGUGGAGAAGGACUUGGAUAUCAUUAUUGAAGCAGCACAAAACCAUGGAGUGUAUGAACAUGAGAAUCCCAAGGUUUUGGAAACUCAUGCCAAGGAGAUUAGUAAUUUACUUCAUCAGAAAACAACAAGGCGAAAUGCAAUCAAAUUCUUGGUGCCACUGAUUCAGCAGUGUCCAAAGGAUAUUCUGACAGCACAGGGACAAACAUGGCUUCAGUUCUGCAGCAUGAUUAUAAAUGCACCCUCUGGGGCUAAGGCAAAACGCACUGCUUGUUAUGCCACCCUUCUCCUUCUUGAGAGAAUACCAAAACUACCAGAGCUUCAUCGGAAGUUGUUAUCGCAGUCUGCCGCUCCCCUGGUCACAUCUCUAGCUGGAGCAGUUUCCUAUUGGAGUCCAGCUGCUUUGAAGUGUUUACAAGAGUACAUGAAGUUGUUCCCACAACAAUGCUUACCUCAUAAGGCAGCCUUAGAGGAACUACUGCUGAAGAAACUAGACUCUCCCCUCACCUGCACUGGUCAAAAGUCUGAAGUGACAUAUGCAGGUCAGGCCUUCGCGACAUUACCACUAGCCGGCAUUGGGGGCAAAGGAACCAGUAGCCGUUCAGAGGCAAGAGGGCGGCAGCUAACCCAGCUCAUUUGCUUGUCACAUCACCUGAUGGACUAUCUUUUUGAGGGUAUUGUUGAGAAAGAGUCAUAUAACCACCCCAGAGAAUACACAUUCAAGCUGAAUCCACUGCAGCCUGUGGGUUAUUAUGAUAAAAACCCACUCUAUACACACAUGUUGGCCAUCACCCGAUUAAUGAACACGUUAAAGUUCAUAUCGGAAAUGGUCUCUUGUGAAAAUAAUGAUGCCAUAACGAUAAAAAUGAGUGAUCUUUUGGGCCCAGUCUUUAGGAUGUUACAGAUGGAGACUUUUGUUCUGAAAUCCUACAAGAGCUAUGAACAUAAAUUACUAGCCUUCUUUAUGCCGGCACUUCAUCAGCAAUGUUUGUUGAUGCUAAGGGACUUCCUGAUCAGCAUGAGAGAUUGUGUAGACUUAUACUUCAGCCUUAUAGCAGAAUUGCUCACUGCGACCAUAAAGUCUUACUAUGACGGCAAGGCCAAAGCUUGGGCAACUAAUGGGCAACAGACAAGGAUUAUCGCAUAUUCUGUCAUGACUACUCUUGUCGAAGUGUCUCAGGGACGGCAUCCAGCGUCACCCAAGUUAAUCGAUGUCAUUGUGGAAGAUCUGAUGCCAAAGAACCAAGAAUUUACAAUAAAGAGCUAUGGCAGCAGAGGACUGUCUAAUCUCACACUACAGAAAAAGAAGAGCAAAAAGAAAGGAUACUCAGUCUCAACAAAGGACUCGGAAUCUUCAAACAAUCCUCUUCCAGAAUAUGAAAACUUUGGUCGGGUUGUUACCGCUGCCCUGAGAUUAGCAGAAGCCUUGUUUAGAUAUGCAACACAUUCUACGCCCUUGAUGUCAAGACAGGCAUUACAGAAGAGAGUCAUAGCUGUGACAGAUCGAGUGAUGAAUGGUAGCCAAAUGCCAGUCAUCUACUUUGGUGAUACGACACGAGCACAGCUGUUUAAAACUUUAACAUGUAUGGCAACUCACCCUGAUCCAAGGUGUCCUGUACCAUAUACUAUGAUUUUGCAUCUGUUUCAAAUGGGCCUACAUGAUCAUCACAUGUCGGUUGUUGCUGCUUGUCAGACUGGUCUUUCGUGUGUUAGCUUCAUUACCGCCAACCCACAAAUCUCCAUGCUAACACAGGUCUUUGAACAACUGCAACAAAGAACUGAUCAUUAUGAUGCUGAAGAAAAUGACAAAGAUGAUGUAAAUGGAAUGGUUUGUGAUGAACAAGAUGAGGAAGAAGAACAACAAAAGGAAGAGGAAGAAAACAAAGACAAAGAGAAACAAGAGGAGGAAGUUGAAGAAGAACGAGACCAAGCAGAGAAAGAACAAGAACAAGAAGAGGAAGUUGAUGAAGAAGACAAUGAAGAUGAAGCAGAAGCAACAGAACAUGAUGAGAAUAUGGAUGAUGAACAGGAAGCAGAUGAGACCACUGAAGUUCAGAUGGAAGAUGAAAGAGUGGUUGAUGAGGAGGAAGAGGAAGAGCUUGAAGCAGAAGAUGAUGCAGAGGAGGAGGAGGAGGAGGAGGAGGAGGGAGAGGGAGAAGAUGUAGAGGAAAAUUCAGGAACAGAUGUACAAACAGAAAGGAAACAAGAAGAGAGUCCUAAGGCAAAGAAGAAGGCAAAAGGAAAUCGGAAAAAGUUACAGAGGUUAAGAAAAAAACAAAAGGCAAAGCAAGCCAAGAGUCAGACAUCAGAAUCUACAGACAAGUCAAAGGCAACAAAAAGAAAUGCAUCGGAGAGUGAGGAAACUACCCCGAAGAAGUCAAAGACAGACCAG
This is a messenger RNA of Penaeus monodon (black tiger shrimp), 2470 nucleotides long. RefSeq lists its product as uncharacterized. The record is from RefSeq and is a predicted model, not a curated record. Gene Ontology annotation, cellular component: nucleus. Gene Ontology annotation, biological process: rRNA processing. Lineage: Eukaryota; Metazoa; Arthropoda; Malacostraca; Decapoda; Penaeidae.